GGGGGGCAGCAGGGUAUGUGUGUAUGAGUGUGUGUUAAGGGCUCGUCGAGCAGCAGUGGAACUUGAAAACUUCCCUGCGUUCAGCGAGGGAGAUCUGUGAUCGGAGGGUCAGCUGAAUCGGCUGCUUACAGUCCAGCUGUGAUCGACAGAGAAAGACCAGUCCAGUUCUCAACAUUGGAACGAUUUCCGGCCAACAUGGAUGAUUUAGAUGCUUUGUUGGCGGACCUUGAGUCCACAACAUCCCACAUUUCCAAGCGUCCACUCUUCCUGUCUGACGAGACUGCCUACUCCUUCCCUGUUGGGGGUCAGACCAAGCAAGAUCUCUGCUCUCCACCCCAAGUCCCACCCACUCCCUCUGAGCUAAACGGACUUGAUGAAACAGAGUCCUUCAGCUCAGCUCAGAGAAGUCCCUGGUCUAGAGACAGCAGCAGUCCCACUCAACCCAUUGGUGAAGAGGACCACGUAUACAGUUUCCCUAAUAAGCAGAAGAGUAGUGAGUCAUCAGCCAUGAACUCAUCCUUGGGCAACAACCUGUCUGAGCUGGACCGCCUGCUUUUGGAGCUGAACGCUGUCCAGCAAAGCACCCCUGCCUUCCCCACAGAAGAAGAAGCAGCUCCCCCGCUACCUGCCAGCAGCGUCAUCCACCACGUCCAGGAGAAUGGAGUCUCUACUGUCGGCAAAGCUGCUCCACCUGUAUUGGAGAAGCCCAAACGCAGUAUGGCUGCUCGGGGAAUAGAGGAUGUACGACCAAGUGUAGAGAGCCUUCUAGAUGAGCUGGAAAGUUCUGUGCCCUCAGCCAUUCCCACACCAUUGAUUGUGUCAGACGGCCAAACAGAUGGACAAGAGGAAACACCAGCACAGCAGCAAGCCAGAAUGUCUGCCUCCUCUGCCACACGUGAGCUGGAUGAGCUAAUGGCCUCCCUGUCUGACUUCAAAGUCCAAAGCAAUAUCCAGUCCCAGGGAAAGACUUCUCCCACAGGUCCCCCCAAACCCGCCAACAAGCUGGACAACAUGCUGGGAAGCCUGCAGUCCGACCUCAACAGACUCGGAGUCCAGACGGUGGCUAAAGGUGUCUGCGGAGCCUGCAAGAAACCUAUUGUUGGACAGGUGGUGACUGCCAUGGGCAGAACGUGGCACCCCGAGCACUUUGUGUGCACCCACUGCCAGGAGGAGAUAGGCUCCAGGAACUUCUUUGAGCGUGAGGGGCAGCCUUACUGUGAGAAAGACUACCACAGCCUGUUCUCACCACGAUGCCACUACUGUAAUGGACCCAUACUGGAUAGAGUAGUGACUGCUUUGGACAAGACUUGGCAUCCAGAGCACUUCUUCUGUGCCCAGUGUGGGGCCUUUUUUGGACCAGAAGGUUUCCAUGAGAAGGACGGAAAGGCGUUCUGCAGGAAGGACUACUUUGACAUGUUUGCUCCUAAAUGUGGUGGCUGUGCCCGUGCCAUCCUGGAGAACUAUAUCUCUGCUCUCAACUCACUCUGGCACCCUGAAUGCUUCGUCUGCAGGGAGUGCUUCACCCCCUUCAUAAACGGCAGCUUCUUUGACCACGAGGGCCAGCCGUACUGUGAGGCGCACUACCACGAGCGGCGUGGCUCGUUGUGCUCCGGCUGCCAGAAGCCCAUCACCGGUCGCUGCAUCACAGCAAUGGGCAAGAAGUUCCACCCAGAGCACUUUGUGUGCGCCUUCUGCCUCAAGCAGCUUAACAAAGGCACCUUCAAGGAGCAGAACGACAAGCCCUAUUGCCAAGGCUGCUUUGUUAAACUCUUCAGUUAGACUAUGUGAUUGUGUAUAAAUGUGUGUGCGCGCACGCAUCUACACAUUUAUUUACAUGUCUGAAUGCACGUGUGGAUGUGUGGGCACUCGCAUGUCUAGCAUGUAUGAGUCAGUGAAGUGGUUUUUGAGAAUGAAGGCGUUGGUGUGCUAGUGAAUCACAUCAUUAGGGUGAGAAAUGUCUUCUUCUAUUGACCCUUCCCUGGCUGUCAACCUCUCAGGCUUGGCAUUUCAUACUUUUGCUGAAGACAUUUUUAACAGAGCCCAAAGAGAUUUUCAUUUAGAGUUUUUCUCCUGUGUGCAGCCAAGAAAACACGCUAAUUUACCAAUGUGUGUGUGUGUGUGUGUGCAUAUGUGAGCAUAUGGGUGUCAAAUUAAGAUUUCCUCAGAGCCUUUAUUUGUGAAUGAUUUAAUCCACCCAAAUUAGGGCAAGACCUAACACCCUAUGGUGGUUUUAUGCAUAUUUGAGACAGCUGCUUGAUUGCAUGGACCAUUGACUUAAACAGUUUUAGAAUAUGUUGAGUGUUGAAAAUAUAGUGCUUGUCCAAUGAGUGUUGGAAUAAUCUAUGAAAAAUAUGUAUUUUUGUAGCUUUGGGAACUUUACAAAUAACCAUGAUAUAUGUAUCUAUGUACACACACACACACACACACACACACACACACACACACACACACACACACACACACACACACACACACACACACACACACACACACACACACACACACACACACACACAGACCUUCUCCCUCACUUCUUUAAAAAAUACUAGUUCAAACUCUGCACACUCCAACCACAGAUCUCUUGAUGAGACCGUCUUAAAGUGCAUUUUAAAGGUGUCUGCAAGAUAUUAGCUAGUCCUUUAUUUUUCUACUAUUUUACUAUGAAAAUAAACCCAGAUGUUUUCUCAGUUUCACCAAACAUUACAUUCACAUUUCUGCUCUUGUACGUUGAUUAUUUCCCAUUGGGAGUGAAAUCCAACUUUAGAAAGUCACUAUAUUGAACUUUUGUAGCAACUUGGAACUUAAUUUUUACUUUCCUACUGCAAAGUGUGUACUGUGUCAUCUUACAUUAAUGUUGAAAUAAAAUGAAAUGGUUGCGAUUGAUGAUGACAAAAAGUAGGUCUUUAAGAAAAACAUAUGUACUAUGGUUAUUAAUGUUGAAUUUAUGGUGCAAUUUAAAACAAGCCAAAACAAAGUUGAUUGUUUUUACUCCAGAUUAAAAGUGGAGAUUUUCCUGCUGUAUUUACCCACACAGAAUAAUUUCAGAAGACUUCAAUUCAGAACAAAUGAUACUUCAGUUUAACAUCUUUUUCAUAUUUUACUAUUGCUACUGUGAAUGUAUCACUGUAUUUAACAUAUUAGUAAGGCUGGUGCGACAUUCAAAAUAUAGUUGUGCUUUUGGAUUAGAAGCAUGCUUUCUUGUAUGUGGAGUUUUAUCAGCACUAGCUGCCAGUUGCUGUUACAAUCAGAAUCAAAAUUUGUACACCUGCAAUAUGCUCGACUUUGUGACUGAACUGUGAUUUGUCAAUGUUUGAUGGAAAUAUAUAUAUAUAUUUUUGAGCUGUUUGGGCUCACAGUGAUAUGCAAAGAGCUGGCUCUAAUGACAUGUAGGCUAACAAUAGAGGAUCCUGUUCUCUCACACAACACGUACCAGCUUUGAUUCCAGUGUGUCAGGAAGUGCAGCCCUUUUUAUUUUCAUUAUGAGUCAUGAUCCUGCUGUCUGAGUUGAUAUCAGCACUUGGCUCACUGAUGGAAGCUGGAUGUUGGUGUUAGCUGGUCAAGAAUCCGCAACAUUUAUAUGAUGACUUAUUUCAACUUUAUUGUAAUUGUAGCUAUGUUUUGUUACAUAUGAGAAUGAGUGAUUUUUGAUUUGAUAAAAAUUUCUGAUCUUUAAUUUGAUCACUAUGUGUGCAACUAGUGAAUACACAGUAUCCACAUUGUUUUUCCUUUGAGAAAAUGUUUGCUUCUGUGCCAAAUGUGUCAGUGCAAUUAGGUCUUAUACACUGUGGAGUUCGUUUUCCUGUGAUUUGACUUGUGCUGAACUCUUGGAGAGGCUUUGUCUGCUGUGGUGCAUCUUAAUUUUGAACAGCCAAAAGUUUACACUGUAAUAGACAAGCCCAGGAGAAACCGCCUGUACCGAGUCAUUCAGCAGACAUAGUGUACACUUGUAGCUAUUUCAGAUUUACAGGAAGUAGCAGGGGUAAAUGAACAGCUGUGACUUAAUUUUGCCCCAUGUAUAUUUAUGCUUGCAGUAUAUUGCCUUAUAAUUUUUGCUUGUCAAAGUCGUAAAAAAAAUCAAAGCCUUUUACUGUUGAUGAGAUAACGUGAACUAUUGCUUUGUAAAUGGAGAAAUUCAUGUGAUCUUUAACCAUUUUAAUUUUUUUCAUGAUCCACAAAUUUGAAUGUGUGGGUGGGGCGUAUGUGGGUCCUGAUUACUGACUUAUUACUGAUGCAAAUAAAAUAAAUAAAUUUAUUUCUG
Messenger RNA from Etheostoma spectabile (orangethroat darter), 4258 nucleotides. Its product is annotated as paxillin. The transcript is spliced from 11 exons. The record is from RefSeq and is a predicted model, not a curated record. Bases 196 to 1779 code for a protein of 527 amino acids. Gene Ontology annotation, biological process: endothelial cell migration; substrate adhesion-dependent cell spreading; transforming growth factor beta receptor signaling pathway. NCBI's taxonomy places the organism in Eukaryota, Metazoa, Chordata, Actinopteri, Perciformes, Percidae.